Peromyscus leucopus (white-footed mouse) is the source of this 939-nucleotide messenger RNA. Its product is annotated as olfactory receptor 6C3-like. The transcript has a single exon. Gene Ontology annotation, biological process: G protein-coupled receptor signaling pathway. The record is from RefSeq and is a predicted model, not a curated record. The coding region runs from base 1 to 939 and encodes 312 amino acids. NCBI's taxonomy places the organism in Eukaryota, Metazoa, Chordata, Mammalia, Rodentia, Cricetidae. Gene Ontology annotation, cellular component: membrane. Gene Ontology annotation, molecular function: G protein-coupled receptor activity; olfactory receptor activity.
AUGAGAAACCACACUGUGAUCACAGAGUUUGUGCUCUUGGGCAUAACAGAUGAUCCAGAACAUCGACUUGUACUUUUCAUCUUUUUAUUAAUAACUUAUAUACUAAGUCUCACUGGGAAUGUAACCAUCAUCAUCCUUACCUUGCUAGACUCUCACCUAAAGACUCCUAUGUAUUUCUUCCUCCAGAAUUUCUCCUUCUUAGAAAUUAUAUUCACCAGUGUUUCCAUCCCCAGAUUUUUGGGGUCAAUAAUUACUAAAAUCAAGACAAUUUCCUAUAACAACUGUUUGGCUCAGUUAUUUUUCUUCAUCUCCACGGGGGUGUCUGAGUUCUUUCUUCUAACUGCUAUGUCUUAUGAUCGCUAUGUCGCCAUCUGCAAACCACUGCAUUACACCACCAUCAUGAGCCAGAAAGUUUGCACCCUUCUUGUCCUCACUUCAUGGCUGGCAGGAUUUCUGACCAUCUUCCCACCACUCAUGCUGAUCCUCAAGUUAGACUUCUGUGCUUCUAAUGUCAUCGAUCACUUCUCCUGUGACUACUUCCCCAUCUUACAGCUCUCCUGCUCAGAUACAAGGAGUCUAGAGAUGAUCGGCUUUUACUUCGCUUUUGUCACUCUGCUGUUCACGUUGGCGCUAGUGAUCCUGUCAUACAUCUGCAUCAUCAGCACCAUUCUGAGGUUCCCAUCUGCCAGUCAGAGGAAAAAGGCUUUCUCUACCUGUUCCUCUCACAUGAUUGUCAUCUCUAUGUCCUAUGGAAGCUGCAUUUUUAACUAUGUGAAACCUUCUGCACAAGAAAGGGCAUCAUUAACAAAAGCAGUAGCUGUUCUCAACACAUCAAUUGCUCCCAUGUUGAAUCCCUUUAUUUAUACCUUGAGGAACCAGCAAGUAAAACGAGCUUUCAAAGACUUAUUUUACAAAGUCGCAUUUUACAGAAGCAAGUGA